Humulus lupulus (European hop) is the source of this 600-nucleotide messenger RNA. RefSeq lists its product as uncharacterized. The record is from RefSeq and is a predicted model, not a curated record. Bases 1 to 600 code for a protein of 199 amino acids. Lineage: Eukaryota; Viridiplantae; Streptophyta; Magnoliopsida; Rosales; Cannabaceae. The transcript has a single exon.
AUGGUGUACGUAGGGCCAAGAGAUGAUCACCAGAGGAAGCACAAGAAUGGAGGUAGCCCCAAGCGAACAUCCCACACUUUCUACACAGACCUAACACAUUCUAGGGAACAUAUCUUCAUAGCAAACAAGAAUCAAGUCCCCUUCAAGAGACCCCCACCAAUGAAAAGGGAUCUGUCAAAAAGAUAUCGUAGAAAGUACUGUCAGUAUCAUAAAGACAUUUGGCACACCACUGCAGAGUGCACUCAUUUGAAGAUGGGAAUCGAAGAGCUUAUACGUAGGGGGCACUUGGGUAGAUAUGUUCGCAAAGAAAAUCAAAGAUUGGAAGAAGGAAUACCCUUACCACGGGCACAAGAUGAAGCCCUAGAGGUGCAAGGAGAAGUUAGGACCAUCUUUGAAGGCCCAGGGUUCGGAGGCGAAUCAAGGACCUCACGAGACAAGUAUGCCAGGGAAGCCAGGCGAAGUCCGCCUCCAUGCGUCUUAAGUUUGGAACAACGCCCCCCAAAGAACUUUAAGGGGGAGAACGAUUCGGUAACAUUCAACGAAGAAGACAUGCGGGGUGUGCAUUUCCCUCAUAGUGACCCCUUGGUGUUUACUGUUUAG